UUUGAAUGGGAAGGAAAGAUUUAUGAUAAAAUAAAAUGAGAAUACUUUGGAGUGUUACAGUUGUGUUUUUGCUGAAAAUUCAGCUUUUAUUUGCCGGCGGUGACGGAACAUGCAGCCCUUUCAUUUCAAAAGCAAUCGAGAUUUCUGACACGUUUACAUCAGCAAUUGACUCAAUGCAAAGCGAUUGCAUUAGAUCACUAAGCUUGCAUGCAGUCAUACAGUCUAACCAGCCAUACACAGACUUUGCGAAUGCACUUUAUGAAAUUUAUAGUCACUGUGCUAAAAGUGAAAGUGAUUUAUUUGUGGAUAUGUAUGAUGAGCUGCACAAUUUGAUUGAUCCUAGUAAUAUUCAUAAUGGUGAUACUGUUGGUGACUAUUUGAGUGGAUCAACUGACACGACUCGCUUCCCAUUCCUUUGUGUUGCUGAAAAUAUUGAGAGUGCUUUGGAUCUUUUAGCGAUUUUUGAUAAAGAACUUACUGAUGCAUCAAAUAUGCACUUGAAACAUCAUCAGAUGCCUAAAGAGGAUUCUAUUGAGUCAUAGAAUUUUUGAUAUUACUUUAAAAUUCUUGUAAAUAGUUAAUUUUAAAAUUAUAAGUUGAAAUUUUAGAAAUAAAAAUAGAAAAAAAUUGUUUUCUGAUUUGGCAAUGCA
Chironomus riparius is the source of this 650-nucleotide messenger RNA. NCBI's taxonomy places the organism in Eukaryota, Metazoa, Arthropoda, Insecta, Diptera, Chironomidae. The record is from the annotation of a GenBank genome assembly.